Molecule: messenger RNA, 1123 nt
Organism: Amaranthus tricolor (Joseph's coat)
Lineage: Eukaryota; Viridiplantae; Streptophyta; Magnoliopsida; Caryophyllales; Amaranthaceae
Exons: 8
Coding region: 285-935 (216 amino acids)
Cellular component (GO): nucleus
Source: RefSeq, a predicted model, not a curated record
GUAACAAGUUUGUUGCUGUUUUGCUACAAUCCAGACCAAUUUCUUUCGCAUUCCUGCUGAAUUAGGGUAUCCAAAUGAUCAUAACCUCUUCUACUAACUUCAGUAGCAAAGUAAUUAGCGUCAAUCUAAGCAUUGUUCUUGAAACUUUUAGAUUUCAUAUGUUACGUACAAAAUUCUUGUAAAUCAAUUUUAGGUACUGUGUAUUGUUUUCAUCAUCUGUUGUCUGAAUUUGGAAGCACAAUUGUAUCACAAUUAGAUAAGUUUGAGGGUUUAAGAUAUUAGAAAUGGCUGAGGAUGCACCUCCUCCUGUUAGGUUGAUGAAUUUCGUCUCUCAAGAAGAGUUAGAUGUAGCAAAACAACAUCGCGGUGAAAGAGUGGAGGAUGGGACUGCACAAAGAGACCGCCCUCUAUUUGAGAUUUUGAAGGAGAACAAAGAUAAGCGGGAUGCUGAAUUCAAUGAGCGGUUUAAACAUCGACCACCCAAGGCUUUGGAUGAAGACGAGACUGAUUUCCUCGAUAAACUGGAGACGUCCAGGAAAGAAUAUGAACGACUUAUAGCUGAUGAAGAAGCUGAACAACUCAGGAGCUUUCAAGCAGCAGUUGCAGCGCAAUCUAUGAUUGUACAUGAGGUUAAAGAAAGGCUUCCUGUUUCUGAUGUCCAGGAGAAAAGGACAACGGGGAAGAAAAAUCCUCCUUCUCAGACCUUGGGAAUGAUCAUAAAAGUAAAGCCACAAAAGAAAGCUAAAGUGGAGCCAUCAGUGGAACCAGAACCUGGAGCUACUGAAAAGUCUUCCACUGAGUUUCAACAACGUUCCAACCAGAAAAAUGCACCUAGUAUCGAUAAAGAGAGGCCUCCGGAGGCGCUUAAGAAUUCCGAAUUCAACAACACCUGCAUUGGUUUAGUUUCGUACAGUGAUGAAAGUGAUGAUGAUUAAUCUCUUGUUUUUAUAAGCAAACGGGAAAAAUGUCCUUUGCUCGUCUAGCUAGUUUGGCUUGUAGGGCUGUUAGCUGUGUACUAGACCUCCCCAUGCUCUGUAUGACAGAAAUUACUUCCAUAUACGAAACAAUUAUUAUGGCUGGAUUUGUAAGAAAUUGUCUCAAUCGAUUAAAAUUUUACUUGAAA